AUGGCAAUGGUCGCUCCAUGGGAGUUGCGAGCCGACGGGCUCUGGACUCGUCCACUCAUCGGACCUGAGCGAAUGUUUGAUCAAUGGCUAGAAUUAGAUGGUUGGACUGAAUGGAUGGGCGCUGUCAUUUUCACCGUCGCGCCAUCUCUCACACCCAAGAUUGAUUCCAGAGACAACAUCAAAACGUGGUUCAACAAAGCGAUUGCUCUCGUCUGCCUCCAGAAACCUUCGUUAUUGGCAACGAUUCAUCGCGGCCAGCAUGAAUCUGUGCCCGCCAAGUCUCGAGAUUUUAUUUAUACUCCGCUCGAAUCCGACAAUGAUUUGGCUGAGAGGAUCGCGCAACGGACGACAAUUCUUCACACUGAUAAGUCAGUUAAGGAAGGGCUCAAGUCACUGACGGAUGAGUUUUAUUCAAGCCCUGAAAAGCGUAUCAGCAUUGAGUCUGGGACGCACUUGAUACACAUAUCGCUUGUUGGAUCAUCAGCCGACCCCGGCACUUUCGCAGUGGCUAUCCGCUGCAAUCAUGCACUAAACGACUUCUGGAGCGGUGCUGCAAUCUUAGACAAUAUUCUAUGUAGGCUUUCAGAUGGAUUGGCCGACAACCUACCUUUCCCUUCGUAUACAUCGACUACCACUUCUUCCCUGCAUCCGUGUUAUCUGGACAUCCUCCAGCAGCCACUGGGAACUACCCCGAUGAAUCAAGAAGCUCAGGAAAAGGCGCAACAACUGCUUGGAGCGAACCUCGCGAAUAUUACAAUGUGCCCCAUUAUUGAGGAGUCUUCCAAGGAUUUUCCAGGGACCGACUACGCUGUACGAAGACAAGUGUACUCAGAGGACCUGACAAAGAGACUUAUAAAUAUCUGCAAAGCACGAGGGGUCACAGUAACAGCGUUAUUGACAGCAUUGCAAUCGUUCGCAUUGCUCAAAACGUUUCCGCCACAGAGUCUACCAUGCUCCAUCGCUUCACCUAUUUGCGUAAGCAAUCGACUGAAACACACGUCACUAGCAUACCAGGAUCAGGCGGAUUCUUCGUCGCAGAAGCCAAUCCGUCAGAUAUUCCAGGAAGCAGCUGAUAUUGGACCGGUCAUGGCAACUACAUUCCUUAUAUCGCCUUUUGAGGUCGGACCCUUUUUGAAGAAAGAAGAUGUAUCGAUCGACAGUCAGCAAUGGUUCAAUGAUGUCUGGGAGGUAACAAGAAACGUGAGCCAAGCAACUGAGGAUGCUGUCAAGAGCGACAUAAGCGAGCAUGUAGACUGGACUCAGGGCCCAGCUGCUUUUGGCGGUGUCGCCCAUGCUAUGGAAGCCAUGAAAGCUAGCCGUCUCCCGUCACCACCUGGUAUGUUUACGCCUCUAUCAUCCGCUGGUUUGAUGGAUGGUACACAUCUUCAGGGGACUUACGGUAAAGAUGAUCGAGGCGAUGGCCCUGCGCUGAAACUUGACGAUUUUUCCUUCUACUCACGAGUCAGCAACUUAUUCGGACCUCAAACGUGGGCAUGGACAGCUUUAGGGAAGCUAAACACAAUAUUGGUCAUGCCUGAUCCCCGUAUACGUUCGGUGCCGAACAUUCAGUGGUGGGAUCUGUUCAAUGCCUCAAUUGACAGUAUCGCAAAUGAUAGCUUGGAGUAA
Molecule: messenger RNA, 1626 nt
Organism: Fusarium venenatum
Lineage: Eukaryota; Fungi; Ascomycota; Sordariomycetes; Hypocreales; Nectriaceae
Source: RefSeq, a predicted model, not a curated record